UCCCAUACAUACAUACCCCGCCAUAUCCGCAAUUCCAUCAUCAAGAACCACAGAGUUCCGAAAGAAACCCAUAUCCGACGAACAUUGAAUUCCGUCGCCGCCGGCGCCGCCAUCCACGACAAUCCCCAACCCCGCUUCCCAACCUCAAACGGAUUCUAAGGACCUCCGUCCCACAAGCAGGCAAGCAAGCGCCCAAGAUGCAGGGCUUCAACAUGGGACGCUAUGUCCCGCCCGAAGUCGAGGGUACCAUCUCGGGCAACAAGCUCCACGGGAAGCACGCCCUCGGCGCGCGCGCCUCCAAGCUCGCCUCGUCCGGCGCCCUUACCGUCCGCUUCGAAAUGCCCUAUGCCAUAUGGUGCUCCACCUGCCCCAAGCCCACCAUCAUCGGCCAGGGCGUGCGCUUCAACGCCGAGAAGAAGCGCGUCGGCAGCUAUCACUCGACACCCGUAUGGCAGUUCCGCAUGCGCCACGCCGACUGCGGCGGCUGGAUCGAGAUUCAGACGGACCCGCAGAACACGGCAUACGUCGUCGUCUCGGGGGCAAAGAAGCGGGACACUGGGGACGAGGGUGGGAGCGUCAAGGCGCCGAGGGAGGGGGAGAUGGUCAUCAUGACGGAUGAGGAGCGCCAGAAGUUGCGCAGCAGCGCGUUCGCGAGCCUCGAGAAGACGAUACAGGACCGCGAACAGCUGGCCGAGGCGACGGAGCGCAUCGACGAGCUCGAGGACAUCUCGAAGAAGCGAUGGGACGACCCCUACGCACGCAACAAGGCGCUGCGCAAGUCAUUCCGCGCGGGACGGCAUCAGCGUGAGAAGGAUGCUGCUGUGGGUGAGACUCUGAAAGACAGGAUGAGCCUGGGCAUCGACCUCGUCCCCGCGACGGAGGAGGAUGCACGGAGGGCUAGCCUGGUGGACUUUGGGCCCGAGGACGGACACGAAGGGGAUGCGGGGCACAAGGCGCUUGCAAAGCCGCUUUUCCCUUCGACGGCGCUGGCGGCCAUGGACGGGAAGCCGAAGGCAAACGGAAAGGCACUACCCAAGGGGACGCCCAAGGCAGAGGUCCUUGCGUCCAAGAGGAGGGAGGCCAUUGUGUCCGAGAUUGUCGGAAACACGAGAAUGGCGCGGGAUCCAUUCCUUGUCGAGCCCAAGUCGGAGCGGACGCCGGUGAGAAUUUGUGGGUUGAAACGCAAGCGCGGCGUGGAUGAGGAGAAAGAAAAAGGAGAGAAGCGAAAGGUCCAGGAUGACGUUCGGCCGCGGUUACUCCCUUCCAACCCCCUGGUGGGGUAUGAUUCCGAGUCGGACUAAAGGAGUUUCGGCUGUGUGGUUUGGCGUUUGGGAGUUUAGGAUUAGAUCAAGAUACCCCGAGAUCGUCUUUACAUCAGCAAAGACGUUGAGGCUGACAACAACGGCACAUCUACAACUUAUAAAAGGCUUAUAACCCUAUGCAAGGAACUGCAGAUACA
This is a messenger RNA of Colletotrichum navitas, 1459 nucleotides long. Its product is annotated as CWC16 protein. The transcript has a single exon. Gene Ontology annotation, biological process: mRNA splicing, via spliceosome. The coding region runs from base 198 to 1301 and encodes 367 amino acids. Gene Ontology annotation, cellular component: post-mRNA release spliceosomal complex; U2-type spliceosomal complex. Lineage: Eukaryota; Fungi; Ascomycota; Sordariomycetes; Glomerellales; Glomerellaceae. The record is from RefSeq and is a predicted model, not a curated record.